UUAGGUAUUCAUUUGUGUUUGCCUAUCCGCUUUGGGGGUCCUAAACAUUGUAUCUCAUUCCCCGAAUUUCCACUCAUCGAAUAACGGGCUAGAGACAAUGAGACCAUUGAUCCUGCAUAACGUCCCGGACGAGGAACUUUACACCGGAGACGAUGGAAUUCAGCGCCCAUACGCUAUGUAUUUCCCCGAAGGCGAAAGACAACGACCUCUCCCGCGGACGCGUGCGCGAGAGAUAACAGAAUCAGGCUCCUUCGGUAAAUCAACAAGGAGAUCCCGAUCAAGAACAGGGAGCGCUCCGCCGAAACGUGAAGAUGCUACUAUGCAUAGUGCCGAUAAAAUCUUUUCGAAUUAUAUAGCAAGCCGACAGCAAGCCUCCAACGCGACGACGGCGACAACGACGACUUCAACAGCUACCGUAGCCACACAACGAAAGCCUAGUUAUUUGGGACAAACCACCUCGCAGUCACAAGAAGAUCCCGCUUCUACCACCCAGACUUCGACGUAUCGCAAAGAGCCUGUCGAGGUCAUCCUGAGAGGUUACUCAUCGCCAUCGCAGCAGUAUGCGGCUAUCAACCAUUACGAGCAACUGGCAGGGAGGAUAUGUGAAGAUUACCCUAGAGAACCCCCCGUCGAAGCGCGACGCUACAAAUCGGACCUACGAGAUCCUGCGCUCACAAGGCGACAACCCUUAACCGCUGCCGAGAGGGCUAAGGUCAGCAGAGUGGCCAACGGCGAACACUGGGUGAAGAUCACGUUUGAAUCAUCAGAAGCAGCAGACGCCGCCACGUACGCUUCUCCACAGCAUAUAUUAGGUCAUCUUGUCUACGCCGAACUAUAUCGUGGCCUACCUCCUAAGGAAGACGCUGCGGUGCUGGAUGUGGUGGGCGAUGCUGGUAUGAUCGAUCCAUUCAGGUCCAACACCUUCCGAAGCGCGCCGAAAAGAUUAUCACAGCCCCGUUUGGAUAAAGGCCCAACAUUCCCCAGGACUCUUUCAGCACAGACGAUCGAGCGAGUUACCGGCGUCCACGACUCCCCACCGGGAUCGCAAAGCUCAACCCAGACCAUGGAUACCGCUACGGCGUCAACAGCAACGGUGACGGGCGUGGCCCAAGAUGUAUCGCAGAAUGUAGAGCCGGUGGACAACACGUACUGCCGGCGCAUUCCAGAGGCCAAGCGGGCUAGAAUCCUGCCGGCCGAUCAAGCUUUGGCCCCCCAACUGACCUGGCAGCAGAAGCUGCUAAUUUACAUCCCCCUGAUAGGAUGGUUCGGCGGCUCGAUGAUCGGAAACGAAGUGCCCCGUAACGAACUCGGAGAAUUUGACUUCAACAAGGCUAGUUUGUACUGGCAGCUAAUGUACUACCUGGAUCUCUGGUUUGGGCUCUUUGGUCGCGAGCUCGUUAGUGGCGACAAGGAAGACUAAGAGGCGCCUCAUACGCGCAUCAACUCAGGGGAUCGAUUCGAAUUCGCACUUCGUAACGUUAUGAAUAAAAAGUAGGGACGCUGGGGGACGAGCUGGUUUUGGUAAUGCAACCCCCUUCACCGGAGUUCAGGAAUACACGCAUACAUACAUACCUCAAGUAUAAGAUGUCC
This is a messenger RNA of Daldinia caldariorum, 1590 nucleotides long. RefSeq lists its product as uncharacterized. The coding region runs from base 98 to 1420 and encodes 440 amino acids. The record is from RefSeq and is a predicted model, not a curated record. NCBI's taxonomy places the organism in Eukaryota, Fungi, Ascomycota, Sordariomycetes, Xylariales, Hypoxylaceae. The transcript has 2 exons.